Molecule: messenger RNA, 5837 nt
Organism: Pectinophora gossypiella (pink bollworm)
Lineage: Eukaryota; Metazoa; Arthropoda; Insecta; Lepidoptera; Gelechiidae
Gene: vib
Product: phosphatidylinositol transfer protein alpha isoform
Exons: 8
Coding region: 180-998 (272 amino acids)
Biological process (GO): phospholipid transport
Cellular component (GO): cytoplasm
Molecular function (GO): phosphatidylinositol binding; phosphatidylinositol transfer activity; phosphatidylcholine binding
Source: RefSeq, a predicted model, not a curated record
CACGGCGCUGAACUGAAGCAUGCGCCUUGUCAUUUUCAUUGGUUGGUCAUAGAUUAAAAUUACAAUAAUCUACCAAUAAUUGGACCAUCGCUCAAGUCUCAUACUGUGAUAAGUCUAUUUUACGGUGGUAGUGGACUGUCUCAUGUGCAUAUAAGUGAAAUAAAAUAAAUUAAAACACCAUGCAAAUCAAAGAAUACCGAGUUACUCUUCCUCUCACAGUAGAAGAGUACCAAGUCGCGCAGCUGUACUGCGUGGCAGAAGUGUCCAAAAAUGAAACAGGCGGCGGCGAAGGCAUAGAAGUUAUAAAGAAUGAGCCCUUCAAAGACUUCCCACUGCUCGGUGGGAAAUACUCUUCGGGGCAGUACACAUACAAGAUCUACCACCUGGCGUCGAAGGUGCCGGCGUUCAUCAGACUGCUCGCUCCCAAGGGCUCGCUGGAAGUGCACGAGGAGGCCUGGAACGCGUACCCUUACUGCCGGACCGUUCUCACGAACCCCGGCUACAUGAAAGAGAACUUCGUCAUUUGCAUAGAAUCCCUCCACUUACCAGACGCGGGUGACCAAUACAAUGUGCACGAACUAACCGGCGAGAAGCUAAAGAACCGUGAAGUGGUCCACAUCGACAUCGCCAACGACCCCGUGGCGCCGGCGGACUACAAGCCCGAGACCGACCCCACCAAGUUCAAGUCCGCCAAGACCGGCCGCGGCCCGCUGGUCACGCCCACCUGGAAGAACGAGGUCAAACCCGUCAUGACCUGCUACAAGCUCGUCACCGCCGAGUUCAAGUGGUUCGGACUCCAGAGUAAAGUAGAAAAUGUCAUCCAGAAAUCAGAACGGCGGCUGUUCACCAUAUUCCAUAGGCAAGUAUUCUGCUCCAUGGACGACUGGUACGGCAUGACGAUGGCCGACAUCCGCGCCAUCGAGGACCGCACCAAGGAGGAGCUGGAGAAGCUGCGCCGCGAGGGGGAGGUGCGCGGCAUGCGCGCCGACAACGAGUAAGAUGACAACACACCCAGCACGGGCCACUCUAACCUCAUACACACGCGCUAACACCAUACUUUAUGUUAAAACAUUACCAGCGUAGCACCGUAAGCGCGCGACUCUUUCGCGCCUCGAUAUACGUCACCCGUCACUCUCUCACAGUACUGCACAGAAAGAGACAGGUGAUCUCUGUCGCGGCGAGAAAGAGUCGCGUGCUUACGGUGCUAAGCCCGCAGGUAGCUAGCUGACUAGGGCAAGAUGCUGACCUGCGACAGCCAAUUGUGCCGAAACUAAAAAAAGAAUCUUGUGUUUUCUGCCAGUACGUCUUAAGUUGGGGUACUGUACUGACCAACGUUACGAGGUGUUAUGUAACAUUCUCAUCGAGCAUGUUACGCUGUGUUCGAAAAUCGGCGUUAGAGUAACGCAAGAAAUUAAAGAUGACGAUACGGCUCGCCACCUAUCACGUUGGUCUAAAAGAAAGCUAAGUGAGGCGUGGGUACUUAGUUCAUCUUAAGAUGGAUGUAUGGCAUAUAGUCGUAAACUUAAAAAAAAUAUUUAGGAACCUCAGAAAACACUUAUUGAAACUGGUGGACAAAACUUUAUUUUAAUUCGGGAACUCUAACCACCUUACAAAUAAAAAAUAACCCAAAUAGUUUAAGUAUUUGACAGCCAGCAUAAUUGUAAGAUGGUAAAAAUAUUGCCAUCCUCCAUUUACAAUGAGUGCAAGAAAAAGACAAGUACUUUUAGAAUUUACAACCUAAAGAAAAAAAAUUGGGUCGGUCAGAAUCGGCAAUACUCGAUUACGUUGGUUCAAAACAAUGUACGUUGGUUCAUUAGAGUUCUCACAUAUAAAAAAACAAAUAUUAAAAAAAAAACAGAGGUAGUUAUGUAUAGCAGUCAGAGCGAGAGUAUGUGUAAAUAUGCGGCUGCAUUUAGUCUCUCCGCGUAUUUGUCAUAGCCCUCAAGAGUUAUUUCCAGGUCUAUUUCCGGUCCGUCAAAUGGUUGGUAAAACUGUCUGCUUAAUGUUUCGCAACUUGGCUGUCGCAGUAAAGCCGCCUAGUGAGCAGGCCUUAUGUUAUAACACAUUCAGAUUAGUUAGUUUGAAAUGUCAUGAAUAGGAACGAAAGUAUUUGGCAUUAAGAGUAGUUGUUGACAGUACUACAAGAACCACGCCUCGCAUCUCUCUUGUCACGUAGGUCAGCUGGAAGAAAUCUCUUUGUUUUGAGAUAAGCUUGCCUGUACUAUCUGUUUUCUUUGUAUGUUUCUUGUGUCUGUUUCAUUGUGUACAAAUAAAUAAAUAAAUAAAUAAACCACAUUCUUAAAUAUUGUCUCUCUUCUAGCGAUUAAAGAAACAUGUAACAGUAACAAGACAAGUCUCUGCAUAAGAGGAUUUCAAAUCCAUGUUCUGGAAUUCGAAAGCAUUAUGUUUGUAACGGCCAAUACAAGAUCCACCUAAUCAUAGUGUAAUUGGCGCUGAAGGACGGAUUCCUUUUAGACUGAUGGAAAACAGAAUACCAAAACUUCAACUGGCAUUUUUUAAGGAACUAUUUUUAAUUAUUUUUUAAUGUAUAAUAUUGUAAUGAUUUGAAUGUAUUUUUGGAUGAGGCCAAAAAAAAAGCCAGUAAAUUGUCUACAAAAAUGUCACAACUGCUCAUAAUAUAACAGAGUAGUAAAACUACUAAUGCCAGUAGCGACUAUGAAUCGUUCAUGUCACAUUAAUAGCAGACAAAGGUAAAAUCUCAUGUCGCUCUCACAAAUCGUUCGAUUUAUUCUGAAACUUCAGUUUAUUUCUAGAUUUUUAAGUGAAAUUAUACUUAAUUUGUGUAUAUGAGGUUCGUUGGUCGAUCGGUUUACGGGAUAGCAGAAACCUUCAUAUUUUCCAAACAGUCGUUUCAAAUCUUAGACAAAAGUUAGUAAAGCAUGCCUUGACAUUCUAUUUUCCAUCCCAUCCUAAACUUAUUAACAACUAACCCAUGGUGUAAGAAGACCAGGUAUACUCAAUCCUAUGACAAGCCGCCAUUGCUAGCCCUUUGAUGACGUAAGUGUUACUACUGUAUUACCAUUAAAUUGGUAUCACCAACAUUCCAAAGACGUAAAUUUUAUUAUUGAAAAUUAAGUGAAUUACUGACUAAUGUAUUAAAUUACUAUUAUUUGUCGCAUAUAUAAAAAUCAUUACAACUGUAAGUAAAUAUUUUACUAAAAGUUCAAAAUUUCCUUGCAAAGUAAAUAUAAAAACAUUGGUCGUGGGUAAUUUAUUUUACAAAAUGGCAACGCAGGGUGGGAUGACGUCAGCUGGGCUAACCGUUGAAAUGUUAGCUGUCACUUUUGAGCAUACCUGGUUUUCUUAUACCAUGAACUAACAAAUCAUUACUAAAUGACAUAGUCAAUGAACCUUGUGCAGUGUAUGGAUCCAUACACGAUCAUGACGUCACCCACUUGUAAAUAAGAUCUGUGGAGCUAUUGUGUUACUAACCCAGGUGGUCGGAACUAUUUGAUACUUUAUUUCUUGUCGACUUAUUCCUUCAAAAAUAACGAUUUCAAUUACAGAAAGAAAGGCGCGCUGGACGACAAAUAAAUAACAAACGCCACAUCUGAUUGCCAGCUUGCACAAUAGCACUGCAGGUUUCCUGGUCACGGGUAGACGUCAAGAUAAUGUAUAAAAAAAUAAAAAUCGCGCAAAAAUCCCGUUACAUUGUUUUAUUUUUUUAUAACCUUAUUUUUGGAUUGUAUAUUUUUAAAAGAAUAUUUUUACCGUUACUUGACGUCUGCUACAUGUGAAGAGUCAGUGUUGCUAUGUAAAUAAUAUUAUUUUUGACUACAAUUAAUAAUCUGUACACUGUCACGAUCUGAUCGCAUCCUGUGCAACAUAGUCACUCGACACUUCCACUAAUGAAUUAAAUUACUAAUAAUAAAAUUAUAAUAUAUUUGAUGUUUGUAAUCCGUCAUGUUAUUUCUAAGUCACUGGCAAUUGUAAUCUAAGUACUUUAGUGGCAUAGUUGCCCCAAGUAAUAAGGUGUUCUGCUAUCCCGCGCUGCCGUAACGCAAAUCUAGAUGUAUGCGUGGCGGCGACCGGGCACGAUACACUGCGGAGUGAAGUGAUACUGCGAUGUACAUCCGGCGUCGUCCACGCCGGCCGCGUGCUGGGGACAAGCUCGCUCACCCCCCGCCUCCACGAGCGACCGCUCGCCGCCGCGACUGCUGGCAGUCCCAUUAAACUAUCUCCAAAUAUCCAAAUAGCUCUAUGUUGUAUCUAAAGAGUCUCACAGACUUCUAUAACGCUAAACCAAAGCCAUAAAACUGCAUUUUAUUGUCUAUAUCUAUAGAUAUUUAACUCGGUAGACGCGGACUCACGAGGCGGGGGCAAAUAUUAGAAAAAAUAACGUCAUUGAGACGCGGUAUAGAUACUAUUUAAAUAAUAACUAAUAAGUCGAUGUAGUCAGUGGUUAACAGGUAGUGUUGUCGUUACCUUAUUAAUAAAAUGUCAUUCGAGACAAAUUUUUUGGACAACUAUUCAUUAGCAACGAGAAUUGAAGAUGUAAGGCAUUUUUAGGCCCAAGUUGUAACGUGUCGCUGUUUAAAGUUCCGUUAGGUGUGUCCUGUGUAGAGCAGGUUCUUUGGCUGUUGUGUAUUAUAAUAAAGUUACACUUGUAAGUACUUUCGCAAUAGUACCAGGUAGUCGGGCACGAGGUUAUUAGGAGAAAACUAUAUAUCGGUGCAAUAUGUUUCGAGGCAACCCGAGAUAUGUCAUGGUAGUUUGGUUAUUUUAAUAAAUUGGGGUGUUGCAAGGUGAAUGUUGCGCACUAACUAAUAAAAUAGGUAGGGGUCAGGAGAGGGGUACAGUGUCCACUGCGGGGGCCGGGGCGCGGUCGCGGUAUACGGGUUCAGGUUGCAACACCCCCGGUUGUAGUGAUCGCUUGUAUAUUUUAUUGUAAGUUUUGUUGUUUAACAAAUCAGUAUUUUUAAUAUUUGUGUGACAUUCCAGAUUCUAUAUCGAUGGUAACAGUUUAUGAACAUUUAGUUUGAUUUGCGACUUAAUUUUCUCCAUUUUAUGAUAGCUCUCUCUAAGCUGUACGGAGUCAAUCCAGUCUCAAAUGAUCAGUACAAUGUCUUGUUUUAUUUUUUGUUGAUUUCACAUUCUCAAUGAAGUCACUUGUGUUCAAUGUUCCUUCGAUUUUGUUUCGAUCAUUCUACAACUCUGUGGCCGUGUAUUUAUAUUUAUUGUGCCGCCUCUGCGGAGCGCGUCGCGGCCGCCGCUACAUUGUAUAUUGCAGUAUAUUUUCUGUACAAAUGGCGUGAUCCUUACCGCGAAGCCGCGCCGCUCUCGGCAGGGGCGACUGCUUCUUAUUUGCACUUUUUAAUUAAGUUUUUUACUUACGUUGUAAUAAGUUUUACAUCAAAUACAGCGUGAUAUAUAUAUUUGAGAGUAGUCUUUUAUUAGUAGAAAUUAGAAAAUUGUUAGCAACCCGCUUUUAGCAUCGCAUAGAGCUUAUGUGUUAAUCUGUUAAAUUUUUAUAUUUCUCGAACAAUUUUUGAUAGGUACUUAAUUUUUCCUGACGAGAACAUUUUUGAAUCUUUAUCUAUCGUCGUGUAAGCUCUUUGAAAUUAACUUUGUAACUUGGAUUAUCUCCCCGAGGUCACUCAUGACAAUAUAACGUAGGUUUACUUCUCUCGGACCAAUAAUAACGGUCGAAUUUUCACAUUAACACCAGUUGGUUCGUAGCUCCUAUAAUACACCAAAUAUCGUAUCCAAGAAGUCUACUAACUUAGUAAUAAUAUAAACAUGAAUAUUUAAAGCUUUUGCUUUGAAAAUGUUAAAAGCCUAUUUGUUGCAGUUACCAAAUAAAAUUAAGUACACAC